Messenger RNA from Closterium sp. Naga37s-1, 586 nucleotides. Lineage: Eukaryota; Viridiplantae; Streptophyta; Zygnematophyceae; Desmidiales; Closteriaceae. The record is from the annotation of a GenBank genome assembly.
ACCUAAGCCGGAGGUAUGGCAGCUGAUGAGGGGCAUAAGCCAGCAGGUGCAUGCACCAAACAGCAUCAGCAUCGGCAUACACGUGCGUGUGCAAGAUGGCAUAGUCUGGGAGGACUACUGGCAUGAUGGCGUUCCCAAGGUGCUCAACGGGACUGUAGUCGAGGAACUCUAUAACGAGAACAAGCAGGCGUUUGAGUGUGCUCAGGAGUUGGAGCAGUGGUGGGUGCCGGCCUCCUUGAGGGUCACGUGGUUUCUCAUCUGCAACUCCGCCCACCUCAAAGCAGCCUUGCGCAACAGAUUCCCCAACAAGAUUGUAACCACUGAGUUUAUCCCCCGCCACGUGGCGAUCAGCAAGGAACCCAACUCCACUGCACGAACCGGCCCCGCUGCGUGGUACCAGGAGACAGUGGCCGAAUGGCUGCUCCUCGCAUCCACCCACCUACUUAUUAUCCCAGCGGAGUCGGGGUUUUCCCGCUCUGCUGUCAUGUAUUCAAUGCGCCCGGGGGGUGUUUACAUGGGACACAAGUGUCGCCCUGAUGCUCCUGUUCCUGUCGGGGACCUAGCAGUGGUUGGGUGCGGGGUGUGA